Molecule: messenger RNA, 2940 nt
Organism: Dendronephthya gigantea
Lineage: Eukaryota; Metazoa; Cnidaria; Anthozoa; Malacalcyonacea; Nephtheidae
Product: coadhesin-like
Exons: 12
Coding region: 17-2581 (854 amino acids)
Source: RefSeq, a predicted model, not a curated record
GGUUGUGAGGAUCUGGAUGAUGAGACAGCGAGAAAGCAAAAUUAUUUCUUCAGCGAUGAAGAAACAGGAACUAUUGUGUCUAUUUUUGUUGUUCAUAUCAAUUGAUCUCAGUCAAGGAGUUACCAAGUGCGGAUGGAUAUUUCGCAAUAACCUCGUCAAUCCCUCAUUAUCACUGUUUAAAGCUAGCUACAAUCUUACUGCUAUCCCAAUAAUCAAUGCAACAACAGCUUGGUGCAUACCAGUCAAAAAUCAUUCACUUACAGUAAACCUAGGCAGCGUAACUAACAUAACAAGACUUGCAGUCCAGGGUGAAGAAGGAACAGAGAAUUAUGUCACUUCUUAUGAGGUUGAUCACAGCAAGGAUGGAAUAGUUUUUAGCAACAUUAAAAAUGGACUCAAACCCCAAUGUUCUGCGAAGGAGUUUUUUGGGGCGUUUCCAGGCUUAUCAUCAGGUUCUGACGUCGCAGAAACUAACCUUUCAAUCUCAUUCCGAGCACAAUACGUCCGUUUCCGACCGCAAGAAUCCGUAGGCGCACUUUGUACGAGGAUUGACAUAUAUGGCUGUCAAUCAGAUGAUGGUUUUACAAACUGGAGUCAAUGGGGUUCAUGUUUCUCCACGCCACAAACACCUACCAGUUGUUCACGAUCACGCACAAGAACAUGUGAAAACCGAAGCGAAGGUUGCAAAGGAACACGAAACGAAACUGAAGCUUGCCGGCGAAAUCUAUGCACAAGAGAAUGUGGGGAACUGGGCAUUAUUGACGAAAAUCGUUCGAUCAACGAUACUGCGUUCUUGGCGUCCACAUAUAAACCUGGUUUCGAGGCAUAUCGAGCAAGAUUGAAUGGUCUCAGUGCCUGGUGUGCCAGUGUAAAUGAUCAGAAUCAAUAUCUAGAGAUUGACUUUGGCGGUGAGACACAAGUCAAAGAAAUAAAGACACAGGGUUUAGAAAGGGGAAAUAAGUCUGCCUGGGUGAAGGAAUUUUUCCUGGAUUUUCGAAGAUCAGACGGAUCCCUGUGGGAAGACUACAGGGAAAAUAAUUCUGUUAGAAUCUAUGAUGGAAAUAAGAAUGGUUCAAUGGUGAAGACUUACAUCCUGGCUGACCCGCCAAGUGCACGCUUUAUCAGAUUUUAUCCCUUAGAUUGGCACGAAGAAAUAUGCUUGCGUGUCUCUGCCUCUGGCUGUAGAGUUUCACCGAUUUUUGGCGGUCCAGUCGCUGCUGACAAGGAAGAGGAAGUGGACGAAGCUUUCUGGAUCAUUCUGUGGAUUUUACUUGGCUUGCUUCUUCUGCUUCUGUUGCUCGGAUUAUUGUACCUCUGUUGUCGUUAUUGCCCAUGUUGUGCUUGCUGUGGCUGUUGUCCUUGCGUAAAGAAACGUAAAAAGAAAACAGACGGAGCUAUGAUGACCGAACUCACUGGUGAUGAAAUAGACGCUCCUCCCAGACCUCGGGUGCAGUAUGCCACCGGAGCCACACAGACAGAUGGUGGGUUAGCACAGCCGGAAACUGAAACACAGACUGUUGCGAUACACCUAGACGGAGAAAAUGGUCGUGCAGAUGCUGGGCCUGGUGCAGUGUACUUUUCUCGACGUGACGGGACUGAUAUAUCCGAGGCAAGAACCAACGAGGGUAUGCAAUCCUGGGAUGAUCAAACUCGUAUAGCUACGACAAGCGGCUUGAGUUCCAGCCGACGAGAAGAGAUGAUGUCCUCGGAAUCACGUGACAGAGUUGAUGGCGCGAGGGCUGCUGGUAGGGUGCGUGAUACAUCACGUGAACGAGUGGAAGAACAAAGAACGGCGUCAUCUAGAUAUGAAAGAGAAGAAUAUAGAUCAUCUGCAACUACAAGUGGAAGAGGGGAAUACCUUGGACGUUAUGAUGUAGAGGUGUCACAAACUCCCCUCGCUCCUCCGCCAGUUGUACAACUUGAGGUAACUCCAGACAUGACUGACGGAACUUGGCGAGUGGAAACUCUUGAUCAAGUCAAUCAAAGGCUAGCACACGACAGGCGGCAACAUGGUCUGAGUGAGCUGGAAUAUCAAGGUGUCAGCUACCGUGGAGUUAAUGACAGGAAUAGAUCAAAAUCGGUUGAUGUAUUGGAUACUAGUGAUAUCAGAAGUGGUGGGAUUGUUGUAAGACUGGACGGACUAGAUCGACGGGGUGGAGUGACUACCAGUAGUAAUAGUGCUGAUUAUAGAGAUUCUGCCGAAUACACAGUCCAUCUUAGAGAUUGUGCUCCAGAAGGCCUUGCGAGAUUAGAAGCCACAGAAGUAGAUUCCAGGACUGCGCGAGAUAGGUACCACGAUCAAGACACAUAUCGCGCCAGACAUCGAGCAAGACAGGAGCCGGAAGUAGAGACGUGGAAAGUCAAAAGUAUCCGUGGUCAAGCUUUUCAAGGUACAAUCAAUGUUGAUACUUCAAGAGGUCACGUGACUGGACAACCUUUCCAUUACCAGGCUCCUCUAUCACCAUCAUCCUCGGACAUUAGUAGUAUAAGUCAGUAUGAUGGAUCUUCUGUCAGUGAACAGUAUAACCAGAAGGAAUCAAAGAAGCAAUUUUAUAAGAUGUUCGAAUACUCGCGUGACUGAAAGACAACCAUACCAACCAGAUUUGACAAGCAGAGUGAAAUAAAACAUCUUCAGCUAGCCUACAAAAUUGGACCACACUAAGUAAUUCAUUGUAUAAAUCAUUUAAUGAGGAUAGUCAGUUUAUUAACAUAGAAAGGUUUUAAACAACUGCGAUAAAUGACGCAUGAUUAAUUGAAAAUGAUAAGAUUGAUUCGAUGUAACCAGGACUGUUUAAAAUCAUUGACUGGACAUGAAGGUGUAAAGGUCGAGUCAACACUAUGGAAUAAAAAGGCAGUUUGCACGGCUCAUCUCGACGAAGUUUAUCGGUACACGUAUCGGAGAGCAAAAAGUUAUUUUGAUAGGACAAUAAGGUAUCGUUG